Gaeumannomyces tritici R3-111a-1 is the source of this 2907-nucleotide messenger RNA. Its product is annotated as fungal specific transcription factor domain-containing protein. The record is from RefSeq and is a predicted model, not a curated record. The transcript is spliced from 7 exons. Gene Ontology annotation, cellular component: nucleus. Gene Ontology annotation, molecular function: RNA polymerase II cis-regulatory region sequence-specific DNA binding; DNA-binding transcription factor activity, RNA polymerase II-specific; zinc ion binding. Gene Ontology annotation, biological process: positive regulation of transcription from RNA polymerase II promoter by galactose; DNA-templated transcription. Lineage: Eukaryota; Fungi; Ascomycota; Sordariomycetes; Magnaporthales; Magnaporthaceae. Bases 1 to 2907 code for a protein of 968 amino acids.
AUGGAGCACCUCGAGACCCAGGUGAGCGACCUGCGCUCCUUCUUGCGCCAGCCGCCCGACGACCCAUUGGCCCUGACCGCCGUCUCGAGGACGGCCCCCUCGAGCAGCACCAACACCCCGCGAGGAGCCCCCGACGCCGGCCCCGCCCAUCGCUCUCCCUAUGCGACAGCCUCCCCGGCCUCGGCGCGCCCGCCGGCUAAUGCCGCCGCCGGGAAGCGCCGGGCCGAUGACGACGACGACGGGCAGAAGCAGCAGAGGAGCAAGAGGAAUAGAUACAUCUCUCUCGCGUGCACCGAAUGUAAACGACGAAAGAUCCGCUGCAACGGCGAACAUCCCUGCGGGCGAUGCGGCCACCUUAACCUCACCUGCCUCUACACGGCCAACUGCUGCUCCAGCAGCUUCAAGGACUCGGACGACUACAAGCGCAUGACGGACGAGAUCGCCACCCUCCAGAGCCAGGUCAACACCCUGUUCGAAAACAUAUAUACCCUCCGGCAAGAGACCCUUCAGAAUGUCCCCGAUUAUAACCCGACCGGCCGCCCUGCGCCCCCGGCAGGGACAGAAGGGGAGCCGCCUCCGAUGGCGCGGGUGAACAGCAUCGCCGAAUCCUCCACCACGCUCUUGGCGGGGCAGCCCAUAAGCCUAAGGGAGCGCCCAUCGUUCAGCCAGGCAGCGAGGUUCCGGGGACCGACAAGCAUAGAUUUCACUGUCGACAUGGCCAAGAACACAUUGCACAAGAUGGGCUACAGCGGUGAAAGAACAGAGGGCGCCGAAGAGGCCGGCCAGGGCUCCGACGGCGGGCUCGCGCCGCCAGCCCCCGCGGCGGCGCCAAACCCGGCGCUGAGGUCAACACCGGCCGGAUCCGAUAGCAGCUCGGAUCCCCUAUGGCAAUACGACAAGGGCGAGAUGCUCAAGCUCUGCAAGAUCUACAAGGACGAAGUCGCCAUAAUGUACCCCGUCUUCGACGUCGACGCCAUCAUGGACCACGCGCGGGCCCUGGCGGACUGGAUGGAGUCGGCGAGGCUCCGCCGGCUCUCGCCGCCCGCCGACGACGGGGGGCGCUUCUCGGACAUGAGGACGCUGCAGCUCAAGAUCGUCAUGUGCUGCGGGCUGACCAUCGAGAACCACGGGCGCAGCCCGCGGGCCACGGAGCUGUUCGAGACGAUGCGGCCCGUCAUCAGCCGCCUGCUCAUCAGCGAGGGGGCCGACGUGGCGAGCCUGCCGUUCCUCAACACGGUGGCGGGCUUCCAGUUCCUCUGCAACGACGAGAUCCUGGCCUGGCGCAUCAUCGGCCAGGUCGCCCGCCUCUGCCUCGAACUCGGCCUGCACCGGCGCCAGGGGCUGCACAGGGUCCCCGAGGGCCCGGAGCGCCGGAGCGCCGUCAACACCUUCUGGGUCACGUACACGCUGGACCGGCGCUGGGCGUUUGCCACGGGCCUUCCUUAUGUAAUGUGCGACGAAACCAUCGACCCCAAGCUGCCGUAUCCGGAUGGACACCCCUAUAUGGUGGCUAUGAUCACAUAUUCCAAACUCGCUGCCCGAAUCUGGAAGUUGGUUGACUACUUUGAUGCCGCUGUUACCCUAGACCUCAAACGGGAGCAAUUCGAGACGCUUGACCAGGAGAUCCUCGCGUGGUACGAGAGCGUGCCGGACGAUAUCAAAACCAACGGCCUGCGAGAGAUGCCUCUGCCCUCUGCCGGCCCAACCUACAACCUGCAAAGACAACAGGUCUGGACACGGCUACGCAUGUAUCAGAUACGCAUGUGGUUGCAUAUGCCCGUGCUGCAUUGCGCCAGCAGCAUCCAGCAGAACAAGGAUCUGGCCUUCAAGGUGGUCAGGCUCGCGCAGGACACGAUCCAGUACCUCCGAAAGCUGCACGACAACACGGGGGUGUACCGGCGCCUGCAGGUGUUUUACCACCAGUUCCUCUCGUCCUCCAUCGCGGUGCUCUUCCUCGCGGCCGCCCACGCGCCGGUCGAGUUCAGCAACCUGGCGCGCCCAGAGUUCUACACGGCCCUGGGGCUCAUCAAGGAGCUGUCGGCCAGGAGCUGGGUGUCGCAGCGGCUCUGGCGCGCCGUCCACUCGCUCAAGAACUACGCCACCCGCCUCGGACUGCAGGACGAGGACGGCGACCACGGCCACAGUAACAAUAGCAACGGCGCCGGCGGUCCCAGCGGCGUGAGUCACUACCACGACCCGCUCUCCAUCAGCAGCCUGGCGGCGCCCACGACCCUGCCGUCGUCCAUCUCGUCCCUGCACACGCCGACGCACGACAACAGCCCCGCCGACGCGGGGACCUACCCGCCUCCCCCUUACUCGUCGGCGGGCACGCCGGCCGGGCGCGGGUCGAUGGGCCCGGCGCUCCGGCAGGACUUUGACCAAGACAUGGUCCCGGGGAUGCUGCUGGACGACGAGCAGAACGGCAGCGCCCUGCACAGCGAGAUGUCGCGCAUAUUUGAAGGCUAUUCGGGCCUGGUCCAGAUGGGAGGCAGUAGCGGCCCGGGGUCCACAUCGGACGGGCCCUUCAGCCUGGUUGGGGACGUUUCGAGUUGUCUGGAUGACGAUAUCGGGGUGUUUCAGCAGAUUAGGGAUAUAGCGCACUUCACCGUCACGGUGGCGCCCUCGAACCUGCCGCUGCCGGUCCACCUCUGCAGCUGCUCCGUCUGCCGGCUACACCACGUUCGAGUCCGAGGCGGGCGGGACCUGCGCCGCGGGAGCAGGAGCUCGACAAGGCCGGCAACGAGCGGCUGCGGGGGCAGUGCCACUGCGGCGGUUAUCAGCUUCACGCUCCCGCAGUCCGGCGAGCCGGCGACGGUCAACGACGACAUAUUACGGCACGUCGCCAGCGCGCCCGACGCGUCCAAGUGGAUGGGCCUCGCCGCCCGAUUUCAGGUUCGGGGACGCUGA